AAGAAAGUUACAUCCCGUAAUUCGGCAAAACUCUUCACGAAGUGGUUAGAGGAGUACGCCACAAGUCCAACGGAUGGCGUAACAUUUGUCCCAAGAAACCUGUGGGGCAACAACGACACGUUGUUAAUGAUGGCUAUCUUGUUGAAAAAAGACAUUUUCGUGCUUGGUCAAGAUAACAACCACAAC
This is a messenger RNA of Phytophthora sojae, 186 nucleotides long. RefSeq lists its product as hypothetical. The annotation marks the transcript as partial. The transcript has a single exon. NCBI's taxonomy places the organism in Eukaryota, Oomycota, Peronosporomycetes, Peronosporales, Peronosporaceae. The record is from RefSeq and is a predicted model, not a curated record.